Messenger RNA from Syngnathus acus (greater pipefish), 2160 nucleotides. RefSeq lists its product as uncharacterized. The transcript is spliced from 7 exons. The record is from RefSeq and is a predicted model, not a curated record. The coding region runs from base 585 to 1505 and encodes 306 amino acids. Lineage: Eukaryota; Metazoa; Chordata; Actinopteri; Syngnathiformes; Syngnathidae.
AGUCAUUUGGGAGCUGUGUCGCAUUUCAAGUUGGCGGACUCGUUGAGAGCAACAGGCCAAGACGUUCAAGUCGUUGUUUGCGAUGCAACCACAUAGAUUCAUGCCUAUGGUGUUGCUAAGCUAGUAGGGUCAAAGAUGCUUUCCAUGGGCGUCGCGGGCAAGAAUAGCAAAAGAACAAAGACGCAAAUCAUUAUACAAAGUGGCGUACAAUCAUAAGAAUCAUGCGGCACAUUGUUGUGCACAGCGGCGUACAAUUAGUAACCUUACACAAACACAGAUUUUCAUCGCCCCGCCCUCCCUUUCAAAUGUUCUGGAUUGAUAUCCCACUGAUUGGCAUUGACGAAUAAAAAUUAAACCUCAUGUAAAUUGGUUGCGAAAUGAACAACUUUUUGGGGAGAAAAUGAACACUUUAUUGACAUAAUUUCCAUGCAUUGCCGUUGAUAGAAAAACCGCCCCUGCCAACAUGGCCGUGACGUAGGCACGUUAGUUAACCAGGGUGCGGCAGCACGCUGGCAUGUCUUCAUAAUUCUGCUUGAAACCACCCGAGGAGGAGACUUGCAUAAAUAAGUCACAACGGAGAGAAAAUGAGGGAUAUUAUUUACCCCCGGAUUUUUGUCAUCAUCUUGUGUGCGGUGGUUUUUGUGGCAGUUUUAGUCGUUAACGGUUUAGCAGGGGCUGGUAGAGGUGCCUUCUUUUCUUCAACAGGUAACGUUUCAGCCCGUUAUGAGACCAACAUUACUCCUGCUGGCUGGACCUUCUCCAUUUGGGGUGUUAUUUAUACCUGGCUCUCCUUAAUGGUCAUAUAUAUUACCCUAUUUGUGUUCAGGGGAUCCUGGGCUCAGUGUCUACUGCCGUACGCAUUCUAUUUCUUCUGGCUGUUCAACAUUGUGCUGAAUAUGAUAUGGCUGCUGUUGUGGGACAGAGAGUUAAUGCUGUCAGCAUUGGUUGUAUUGAUCCUGGUUGUGUUAACCAACCACAGUGCCUUGGGUAUCUGUUGCUAUGUCACAGAUUAUUAUGGACUCUGGGUAAAAACUUAUUAUCCCAAAGACCUGACCUGUGUCAGAAUUCUGGUCCAGAAUGGUUUGGCGCUCUACACCACAUGGACAUCAAUUGCUUCGUUGAUCAACUUCACUUUAGUUCUUCAAUUGUGGGGUGUGGCCAAGAGCACAGCAGCAACAGUGUCCCUUUGCCUCCUGUUUGCUGAGGUGGUGGCCUGGUUUAUUCUUGAAAACUGGGUACUGGAUCGUUGGGUGCGCUACAUUCUGACAGUGUACCCGGUUGUGAUCGUGGCGCUGCUUGGAAAUGUCUUCAAACAUUUUGAUCCAGCCGACCCCAGCCCAAAUGGCAUCUUUAUGGUUACUCUCCUGGUGUUGGCAUGUAUCCUGCUGGUGUUCCGAGUCUGUAAUGUCAUCUGGAGAAACAAAAGGAGACCCCUCUUCUCUCUAGGGUCGGCACGGCAGCUGAAUUCACCUCUCGAUGGAACUAAAUUCAAGAUCUUAUCCUAGGUAUAAGGAAUCUUCAGACCACUAGACACAGAAACCCUUUUGACACUUGAUGACAUUUGUGAUUUUUACACUUUUGCUGUUGCUGUCAAUGCUUUUUCACUGGCCUGUUCAAAAUUCAGAUUUCACUCUGUCCAUCUUUUUUUGACGGUGCUUUUGGAUUUUCAGUGUCAUUUGUCUGUUGCAACUUGCUGUUUCUUUACGUUUUCUUUUUUAGCUUAUUGAAUUUCCCAUCUUAACUGACCAGUGUGUAAACAAUGGCAGCUUCUUUCGCAAUUUGAUGAGGAACAUACUUAUUUUCUAUGCCAAAACUUUGCAUGAGUUUUCUAUUUUGCCUUUCCAAUAUGAAGGUUCUUAAUUUUUUUAUAUCUGGCAGUUAAUGUUAAAUAGGUCAUUAUACUUGUAAGUAUGAAGUAAUUUGAGAGUUAUCUACACGUUUUAAAUUACGUCUGCUAAUAAACAUGUACUUUCACAUUGCUGUCAUUAGUACAUAUGCCUAUUAAAUGCAUGCCAUGUUUAGCUCUUUGUGUGUAAUGUUCAUUAUCCUGUGUUUUUAUUAUUAUUGUUACAGCCCAAAUCUGAUGUCAUGCACUACAUAUUUUGUCAACCCUUUGCAAUUUUCCAGCUUGUUAUAUUUGAUAUUAAAUACAUAUAGUAU